Messenger RNA from Sarcophilus harrisii (Tasmanian devil), 3798 nucleotides. It is a transcript of the gene RAD21L1, whose product is annotated as RAD21 cohesin complex component like 1. Gene Ontology annotation, cellular component: cohesin complex; synaptonemal complex. Bases 613 to 2322 code for a protein of 569 amino acids. NCBI's taxonomy places the organism in Eukaryota, Metazoa, Chordata, Mammalia, Dasyuromorphia, Dasyuridae. The transcript is spliced from 14 exons. The record is from RefSeq and is a predicted model, not a curated record. Gene Ontology annotation, biological process: replication-born double-strand break repair via sister chromatid exchange; mitotic sister chromatid cohesion; synaptonemal complex assembly. Gene Ontology annotation, molecular function: protein binding; chromatin binding.
CGUCUGUAAAAUGAGUUGCUGAAAGAAAUUACAAACUACACUCUAGUAUUUUUGCCAAGAAAACUCCAGAUGAGUUCUUAAAGUGUCAGACGCGACAAGAACAACGAAAGGGUGGGUUUGUAGGGAAAAGUAAUGACUGCAAACCUCUCACUCUUGACUUCUCUUUUACUUAAAGUCCCAUUCCACCCUGGAAUGGUGGAAAAUAUAAAAAUGAAAUUCAUUUAUUUUUAUUUAAUUUUUAAUUUAUGGAAUGAAACAAACAAUUCCAUAACAGUGUAAUAAAAAAAGACGAUUGCCCAUGAAGCUGCACAUCUGUUAUGUACAACUUGAUAUUCCUUUUUAAGUGCUAGAUAUGGCCACCGUUAUGAUGGUAUAAUUACAAAGGACAUAUGAAGAAAAAUGCUAUCUGUAUCCUCUAGAUUUAUUGGGUUCAUGUCCCACUACCCCACCCUCUUUCAGAGAAUAUGGGUCUUAAACCUCAUCUGACUCCUUCCAGAUCAAACAUAUAGGAACUGUGGAUUUUCCAGUAGAACUUUUCCAGAUACGUAUAGACAGUGAAGGAAAGAAGGAAAAAAACAAGCUCAUUAAAUCCAACUACGAAAUACAGGCAACAUGUUCUAUACACAUUUGCUUAUGAGCAAGCGAGGGCCAUUGGCCAAAAUAUGGCUUGCAGCUCACUGGGAGAAGAAGCUCACAAAAACUCAUAUAUUUGAAUGUAAUUUAGAGGCAACUAUUGAAAAAAUCCUGUCACCUAAGGUAAAAAUUGCACUGCGGACUUCAGGACAUUUGCUAUUAGGAGUGGUUCGAAUCUAUCACAGGAAGGCAAAAUAUCUUUUGGCAGACUGUAAUGAAGCUUUCGUUAAAAUGAAGAUGACCUUUCGCCCAGGACUAGUUGAUCUUCCAGAAGAGAAUUUUGAAGCUGCUUAUAAUUCUAUCACAUUACCAGAAGAAUUUCAUGACUUUGAUAACCAGUUACUCAAUGUGAAUGCUAUUGAUGUUUCUGAGCACUUCACUCUGCACCAGAGCAAAGCUGAAGACAUUACACUUAGAGAAGAUUUCAGUAAUGAUCUGCUUUUUCAAGCUGGAAAUUUUGGUGACGAACCUGAACUACUUAGGAGACAAAGCUUCUUUGAUGAGAACUUAUUGACACGUGACAGUACAGUUUUGGCUGGACGCAGUUUUGCAAGUCUCUUUGAAGAAAAAUCUAUAUUAUUUAACACUGAAGAUGGAUUUGGGGAUGAAGGAGUUGCAGGGGAUAUGAUUGAUAAUCUGUUACAAGAUGACCACAAUAUCCUGUUGGAAGAUUUUGAUUUGGAAAAAGAAAUUUCUCUGCCUCCUGAGCCUCUUGAAUCAUCUGAGUCAAUAGUUGGAGAAACAAACAAUUUUGAGUCUGUAUAUCCACCUGACAGUCAGCAAAUGAAUGGAACUGUGCCAAAGACAAAUGAAGAAGAGGAAUUUACCCUUGAUCCAAUUGAUCCUAGAGAUAUUGUACAGGGAAGGAAAAGCAAACGUAAGAAGAAGCUGCUUAUUGAUCCAGUGAAGGAAAUCAGCAGCAAGACUAUGCACAAACAGCUUAGUAAUUUUAUGGAUACACUGACUGUGUUGGAACUAGCACCACCUACCAGACGUUUGAUGAUGUGGAAGGAAACAGGAGGAGUAGAUACCCUUUUGUCAAGUGCUACCCAGUUUCUGAUCAAUCCUGAGCUUAAAAUGUUGUUCAGAAAAUGCUUUCAGUCAACUGGCUUUAAACAUAAAAGAAAAAUGUUACAGAUGGGAUCUGAAAAGGAAAAUGCAAGAAACAAUGACCUAGGAAUUUCUGUGAUAGAAGAGCCAUGUAACCUGGAUGAGUUAAUUUAUACAAAAAUGAAAAAAGAUGUAAUGGAAGAUCUCCCAUUGAUUCAGUCUGAGAGUGGCAGGCAUGAAAACAUCAAUGAAAAUGCUGACACUGCACAGGAAGCAACCGAAAUUUUUUCUUCUGGUACUGAGAAAUCUUUGUCAAUGAAUGACAUAUCGGAAAAGGAUAUCGAAAAUUGCCAAAUUGAUUUGGAAAAUGAGAAGAGUUUGGAGAAUGACCAAAUUAUCGAGGAAAAAAUAUGGAAUCAAAGAACACUUCAGAUGUUAAAUUAUUUACAGCAUUCCAACAAAAUGGGAAUUGAUUCCUUUAGCCUGAUGAAACUCUGUCGAAACGAUGACCAAAAGCAAGUUGCUGCCAAGUUUUAUAGCUUCCUUGUCCUUAAGAAGCAACAAGUCAUUGAGCUUAGUCAAAGUGCCCCCUAUGCAGACAUUAUAGCUACAGUGGGACCAAUGUUCCAUCAAAUAUGAGCAUCGGUGAGAAAUCUCAAAGUCUGUGGGAUUUCAUUUGCAGAAGAAUUUCUAACUAGAUCUUUCAGUUCUUUGUAGAGUUACCUAUGGAACUAGCUAAAAGUCUAUCCUAUGGGUGAUAGAAAGUCUUCCCAUUUUCUAUCUUUAAUGCCAUAAUGAGAGAUAAAAACUGGAAAGUACGUGUAUUGGUAGAUGACUAAUUAUAAUGGUACAGAGUUAUUUUUUAAUCAUUUGAUUUAAAAUAUUUUAUCUAAGCCUGUUCAUUUAGCUGAACAUUACAUUGAACUUUAAAUAGAUUUGCAAUGGACAAUCAAUUUUGUUUUUAUCUUUUAAAAGUGUGUAAGUGUGUUUAGAAAUUAUUUCAGAAUGAAACAGAAAUGCUUCUCUUGUAACUGGAAUAUUUUGCAUUGAAUUAUUUAGAUUUUAUUGAGUUAAUUAGCACUUAACUAUUUCCUCUUAUUUUACAAUGGCGAAUGUAAUUUAUAUUUUACUUGCUAUAAAUGUACAUGUUUGAUUUGCCCUAAGUGCCUUAUUUUAUAGUCCUUGACAUUCAUCCUCAGUGAAUCAAAUCACCUGUGUCUUUUUAGUCUACUUGCAAGUCAUUAAUGUUCCCUGUCUGUUAUUUGACACUCUUUUAUAUUUUUAUAAAUAUUGUUUAUUUGAAAAUGUCAGCAAAGUAAAUACUGUUUCUCAUGGUAAAACACAGAAACAUAUUCACUAUGGCAUCUAUGGUACAGGUCGUUGAAAUAAACAUCCUUCUCUUACUGUUUGCAAAUUAGCAUAUGUUAAAUAUCUAAAGUAAAUAGCCAUCAUUAUUCUUAUUUCAAAAUGAGAUUUAGAAAUGUCUCCCUUUAUACUUUUAGGAAUCCAUAGGACACUUUUCCCAUGCUCAUAACACUUAUUAAAAUAUAGCAAAAAUCUAAGACAGCAUUUAAAUGUAUUUCCCUGUAAGAGUUGGAUGGUUUAAGAAUUACAUUAGAACUGGAAGGCACUCUAGAACACAAAAUAUCCAAGCUACAGAAGAUGUUAGAGGUUAUUUAUGUAGCUCUGGCUUGACAACACUACCACAUUCCCUACCCAAAGAUCAGAGUUAAGGGCAAACUUCGGGGAUUUAGAUAAAUAUUUCUCCCAUUUUUAGUUCAAUCUCCCUACUUAAAAAAAAAAAAAAAAAAAAAAAACAGAAAUUGAAGCCCUAGAAAGUUAACACUUUUCCUUACCCAUAAAGCAUAAGUAUAAAUAUCUCCCUCUCAGGCUUUGAACCAAAGAAGAAGCAAGUAGAAAUGGUUAAAAAAAAAAAAGGAAAGCCCUCUCUGAUGUAGAUCCAUUUAUUUAUUGAGUCUUCAUGAAAUUUUUCAUGUGUGGCCCAAAUAAUAAAUAUAUAUAUAUAUAUAUCACCUCAUGAUUAUAUUUUGAUUUCAGUAUUAUAUUAUGAAUUAAUUCUUUCUCUAUUAAUAAACUUUAAUGCUGAAAUAUGGA